CUGAGAGGGGACAAGCGCCUCAAGGCACCGCACUCCGACCUCAGCCACUGGUUUCGGACCAAACCCAUUGUGACCGAUGCGAGCUGCCCACAGGAAGCUGCUGAUGAGCUAAGGAGGAGAACCACGAAGCAGCAGAUCUGAGGUUUGGCUGAAAGACAUGGCCGGUAAAUGCAAGAGGCUGUCGCUGUGGCUGCUCUGGGCUGUGCUGCUCUCAGGCCACGUCGCCAUGGAAAUGGACGACUGGAGGCUGGAUUUAGUGCGUGUGGGAUCUGUGACUGAGCCUCUGGUGAACGAUCAGCUACUCUACAGACAACAUGCUGCUCUGACACGAAGGAAAAGGAAUAUCCUGUUUCCAAGUGGAGUAAAACUUUGCACUCAGGAGACUCUGGACCAGGCCAUCAACAACCACCUCCACUACUUUCAUCUUCGAGUCUGUCAGGAGACGGUCUGGGAGGCCUUUAAGAUCUUCUGGGACCGGCUGCCGGAGCGGGACGAGUAUCACGACUGGGUCAGUCGCUGCAUGGACGGGUCGCUCAGCGUCGUGGCCAUCGGCAGCUUCUUCAGCCGCUCAGAGGAGCACGUGAACCUCAUCAAGGAGAGAGUCGCUCUCGCUGCUGCGGUGAACAGUGCUCCCAUCACCUCAGGUCCUCCUCCAUGCAGCUCUGACUCAUCACAUGUUCACAGCGGAGGACCAGAGAGAAAGACUUUGCCAGAAGAAGACGUUGUUCUCAGUUCAGAGACAUCUGAAGGUGAUGGAAGCAUAUCUUUGCCUGGAUCCCAGUUCACUGCAUUGACACCCUCUCCUGGAGCAGCAGUAUUGAGUCCAGAAGCUUCUCCAACCGCUCUAAGCACUGAUCAUGUGGAUUCCACCUCUCAGCCGGACUCUCAUUCCUCAGAGAACAUUCCUACAAUGAAGCCUGAAAUCCCUACAGUGGGUCGUGACACUACUGGAGAUACUCUGGAUGUUAGCUCAGUGGUUUCUGAUACCUUUACCCAUGAGAACCUUGAUGGGAACAUGGGAGCAGACAAACUUAUCCCAGACUCAACAGAUGAGGAGUCUGAACCUACUGCAGAGCCAGAUGAUGAGACUGUGGAAAUCAUUUCUCAAGAUCUGCUGUUUUCAGAGGUGACCCCAAGAGGAGAGGAGCCGCCAUCAGAGGUCGUGGCUCAGGAGGCCCUCACUGCAGCUACUGCUGCAGUUUUAACACCGACACCGGAGGAAUUAGGCCUGGAAGUGUCUCCAGGACGUGUCCCUGAUGUCGAAGGAGUAAUGGAGUCUGUAGGUGUCACACCAGCUGUGACCUUUAGUGAGGACAUUCUGGAGACCCCAACUACAGAGUCACCUCAACUAAUUACUGAAAUGCUGCCAGAAGCUUCAGAUGUACGUCAGACAGCAAAUCAAGAACCCACUGGGAACCAACCACAGACAACUCAGGAUGAAACCAGAAGUGAGACAGAGGCAAACCGAACUGUAAGCGUAGAUCCAGAAGGAGACAAAGCACACGCCCACGAAAUAUCAGACACGGACUCUGUGUCUGAUGCAGAGGCUGAUGUUCCUUCCCAGACCUCUACGAUGAUUACAGUGGAAAUACAUGAACAUAGUGGGAAUGACCAAACAACAGUGAUUAAGGAGGAGAUUGGAACAGCUCCAGAUGUAGAGACUACCAUUAAAGAGGCUGUAGAGGCGACAGGUACAUCAGAAGACGCCAAGCAUAAAGGAGCUACGCUUGUCUCUCAGGAUCAGGCUGCUGAAACUGCAGCUGUGGGAGAAAGCGAAAACAGUGAAGAAACUGGAAGUCACAGUGAAACAGCAGCCACAGAAGAAGCAAGAGUGAUAGAAACCACUGACCAAAGCACCCCCAGGGAGGCAGAGGGUGGAACAGUGGUUCCAACUGUGGUGGCCUCAAACACAGCAGAACAACAAAAGGAACAUGUGGAUGAGAAAACAGAAGAAACUACAGAAGAAUCAGGUCCUGACCUGGAAGACCUGGAAGACUCGCAAGAUCCAACUGAGCCGACAGAAAAUGUGGAAACAAUGACUGCUAAAGUAGAUGGGAAGACCGAACCCAGGGAACCAGAUACACAUACAGAACCAGCUCCAGAACCAGACCUUGAUCUAAGCAGUGUGGCAGAAACAAAACUUACAAAACCAGCAGAAGACUUUGAAGAUGUAGAACAAAACAAGCCCACAGAAGAUCCAAGACAUUUUGUAGACGUGAAACCUACAGGAGCAAAUGCACAAAAAGAAGCACCUGAUGAUGAAAGCCAACCACCAACAGACAGUGAUGAGUUCUCUAUAGGAAUAUCAGAGCGAGAACCAGAACCAGAACCAGAACCAGAACCAGAACCAGAACCAGAACCAGUAGGAACCAAACCAGAUGAGACAUUUGAUGGAAGUCCUUCAGAAUCCGAUGAGGAGAUCACUCCAGUUGUUGUUACGGUUCCAGAGAACACAGAGGGGUUACCACCUGGGACCGAGGCCAAGGCUACACCUGAGUCGGGCCUAAGGGGGACAGAUUCACCUUGGAGCUUCACCUGGGUAGUUGAACUGUCAGAUGAAGUCACUCCAUCUGCACCUUUUUCACAUGUGGACAUCACAGCAGAUGUUCCAAGUAAAACAUCUGAAGCAGCUGUGACAGGGAGGGUUUCAGACCUGGACUCCCAGGAGGCGCCUCCUCUGUCUCCUGAAGACUUUAGUCUGGAGGCUGCACCUGAGGAGGAGCCUACCACAGCGGUGGAUGGUGUCCUUCCUGCUCCAGCAGAGGAACAACAUGUAACUGUAGAGAGCACAAAGGACAUAAUGGCACCUCCAGCUGAAGCAACAUCUGACGUCCCUGCAGGGAGUGUCCACGGAACCCAACAGGCCACGUCUGUGGAGGUUACAGCUACGGACGUGGUUGAGUACAACAAUGGCAACUUCCCAGAGCCAACAGAAAAGCCUCACAGCGCGUACCACGACCUGCUGGGGAACAAUGGCUUCGGCUUGGAGGACGACAAAGAGACCUCGAUCGGUAACGAGAUCGACGACACCUUACUGCGGCCGCUGAAGCCUCUGAAGGACCAAGUAGUGGAGCUAAGCAUCAAACUAAGAGGAGAAACCUACAACGACGCACUCAGAGACCCGGGCAGCGUCCACUACCAGCAUCUGGCCAGACACUUCACACAUAAGGUUGAAGACGCGUUCGAAAAUCUGCCAGGCUUCAAGAACGUCCACAUCCUUGAGUUCAGGCCGCAAAAGGACUUGGAGCGGGGGCUUGUGGUCCUGGUACUCUACACCAUCACUGUGGAAGUUGAAAACAGCGGCAUCUCCAGCGACAUGCUGGACUUCAUUUCUCUGCAGAAUAACGUGGUGGAGAAAAACUAUCCUGGUGCUGCAGAGCAGCCCACCGUUGUAUACACCAUCACCGACUUCCGCAACUACAUCACCGAAGCUCUGCACAAGGACAACUUCAUGAGCAACAGCAGCCUAGAGCUGCAUCCAGACCCACUGCUGCUGGAGAACACCCAGAAUGUGUUGCCUGCUGUGAAACCUACGAUUCGGUCAGCUGACGCCUACGACAACAUGGACAACAUCCUGGCUGCAGAAAAGCCUCCUGAUGCUCCCACCCAUGAGACUGACACCAGCGACGUUUUCCUAAAGAAGGACGACUUCCUGUUUGACCCCUUUGACACACGCCAAGGUCAUCAGAGCGUAUUGGUGAGCGAGAAUGACGUUUUCCUGUUUGACGAGAGCACGGCUCCUCCACCCCAUGCUGUCACGUUGGACCUGGAUCCGGGCAAUAAUGGAAAUGUUGAGGAUGAGGGAUUUCUUCUCAGUAACAUUCCUGGCUUUGGAGACCAUGCCUUCCACAAGGACCAUGCUGUUGUACCUCCAGAUUCCUCUGGUGCUGCAACAUCUCCAUCAGUGAGAACUCAGGCCAAUAUAGAGGAGGGAUCUGGCUCUGGUUCCUCUGGAGAUGGACAGGAAACUGAUGUCUGGUCCUGGCAGUCAGUGUUGACUCAUGGGACCUUUUACAACGGUGGGGAUGACAGUUUAGAGGUUCUACCACCACCUGACCAGGAGGAGGUUGGGGAUGAAUAUGAGGAGGGCAUUGUUGUCGACUUGCCAAGUACUGCAAAAAGUGAAGUGGUUGCUAUGAAGGUAGAAUUCACCAGCACUCCUCAAGUCAAAUCAGUUCCUGCUUCUGAAGAAUCAUUCCCAGAAAGAACUAUUGAAAACUCUUUUGUGGAUCAAGUGCCCCUAACACCGCACAUCAGCAUCCAUCCACAGGACUCAACCGUGACUGAAGCGCCUGCAUUUUCUCCCGAAGGAACAUCGACUGUUGGGCUUUCAGUGCCGAUAGCCGAAGCCUCUAGCAUAUACGUUGACUUCUACUUUACUCAACCAAAUACAAUUGCAGCACCAAUAACAAAUCCUCCCGAACCUGAAGCUUGGACUCCCAAGUCCCCUGUUGAUAAAGAACCAACUGAUUCUGGGGUUGAAAUUCAUGAAACUGCAGAAGCUGUGGAAGUAACUGUUGUUGCAGUAACAGAUUACCCCAUGACUAAAUCAGACUCACCUAAGAUGAAGGAGGUUAAGAAUACUGACAUUCCCACAACAGAAGCUCAUACCUUUGUAGAAAUCCAGGUAGAAACAGCCUUAGAUACUAUCACUGAGGAGCCACCACUAAUCAAGGAAGUCACAGAAAAGCCAAAGCUGUUAAUUCACCAUGAGGUUGAAAUUUUGGCAGAGGUACACAUGGGCACAACCGAUCCUACAACCACAACGACACAACAAGUUAAAACUAUAGACGAAGACCUGAUUGUGGAUGAAGUCAUGGUUGUCACUCCUGUCCCAAGUACGUCUGUCCACUCAGUCCACAGCAGCGUCAUUGCAUUGUCACCUGAGAAGGAGUCACCCUUCACGCGAGUGUCUGAUUCUGUGCCAGAGGACGAGGACCUGGUUCAACAGGAAAAUCUAAACCACGAGGAGACUGAAAAGGCCAUUACUCAGUCAACACCAUUGAUUGAGGUUGUAAACGAUACAACACCAAGCUCAUCAGGCCCCUCGGCCAUAGUCACCACGGUGGCAGACACGUCAGAAGCGAAGCUAGGCCCAGAAGUCAAAGACAAUGGCCCCGCUACCGAGCUCCAAACAUUUGAGCAUGUUCCCAACAUUGACGUGAGUUUUGAUGUGUUCACUAUGGCGAGUGAAGGGGACAGCAGCGGAUUCUCCAGCGGAGCUCAAGGCUCAGACCUAGACGCCAUUGCAUUACCAACUCGACCAGGAAGGGCACUGACGGUGUUCUUCAGCCUCAGGGUGACCAACAUGGCCUUCUCCAUGGACCUCUUCAACAAAAGCUCCCCUGAGUACAAGGCCCUGGAGCAACGCUUCCUGGAACUGCUGGUGCCAUACCUGCAAUCCAACCUUAACAACUUCAAGAACCUUGAAAUCCUCAACUUCAGGAAUGGCAGCAUUGUGGUGAACAGUAGAAUGAGGUUUGGGAAACCGGUUCCCAGUGGAGUCACCAACACGGUGUACUUAAUCCUGGAGGACUUCGCCAACACCGCCUACCAAACUAUGAAUCUGGCAAUAGACAAGUACUCUUUGGACGUUGAAUCAGGCGACAGAGCAGAUCCCUGUAAGUUCCAGGCAUGUAACGAGUUCUCCAGGUGCAUGGUGAACCAGUGGUCGGGCGAGGCCGAAUGCGUGUGUGAUGCUGGGUAUCUGAGUGUGGACGGGUUGCCGUGUCAGAGCAUCUGUGAUGUGCAGCAUGACUUCUGCCUGAAUGAUGGCAAAUGUGACGUCCUCCCUGGCACAGGCGCCAUCUGCAGGUGUCGUGUUGGAGAGAACUGGUGGUAUCGCGGUGAGCACUGCGAGGAAUAUGUGUCGGAGCCUCUGGUGGUGGGCAUCGCCAUCGCUUCGGUAGCUGGUUUCCUUAUGGUGGCAGCAGGGAUCAUCUUCUUCUUGGCCAGGACACUGCGAGAGCAGUAUGAUGGGGAGGACACUGAGGACCCGCUGAGACGUGGUGACAGCGUGCCUACGCUGGAGCGUGCCACCAAAUUUAACCCCAUGUUUGAGAGUGACCCAGUGACGGCCCAGUAUUACCGUCGCUAUGACGACAGUGUGCCCCAGUACUAUCGGCGCUGUGAUCUGGACCCUCCCCAGUACAGCAGCUCCAUUAAUGCUGAUGUCUCCAAAGAUGUCAGCAGUGAUGAGAUACAGCAGAUCUACCAGAACACCACACUCACCAAAGAAGAGAUACAGGAGCGUCUGAGGAUAAUUGAGUUGUGUGCAAGGGAUCAACACUUUGCAGACUUUGUGCGACAGACUCAAGUAUUUCUGGAGAGAAGAGGGAGCUCCACUACAUAGUGAAGAGGAGGAAGAGGCCACGAGGAACCCACCUUUUCUGUGGCCUGACAGCAGCGGCGUUCGACUGGAAGCGAGGCCGAUGGGCUGCUGAACUCUUUGGGUUUUCCUGAGGCUCCUCUUCCUGUUGGACACAAGGCGCUUUCUAUCAUCAUCAGACUUUAUGUUGUGGAAACACUUAUCCAGUCUCUGCUCAGUCUGUUUUCAACCACUUACCUCUGUCUUACUGUACAUGUCAUGGCUUUUCUCUUUAGCUUGAUUUCAAGCAGUUCAGUUUGUCCCCAACCACAAACGACACAUCUCACUGUUUGACUGAUCCAUUCUCCUGAUGUGGUGUAUCCGAGGUGUGCUCCUCCCCAUCAGUGCCUUCGCUAUCAGAACGUUUGGGUUUGAUGUGUAGGAUGUUGUAGCGUUGUGGUAAAUUUCUGAACUUGCCUGCUCUGUUUCAUUCUAUCAGCUGCUGACAAACGCCUGCAAUCCAAAACAAGUGUUUACAUUUCAUGUACGCUGGAGUCUAAAACCCGUGUUGCCUGCUGGUGUCUGAGCGUGUCCGUCCUAACCAGCAGUGAUCACACAUAUAUACCCUGAUCCUAGAGCUGUAAAUGCGGAGACCUUUUUCAUGCAGAGUAUUGGUGCAUCCACAGCAUGUUGGAGGUGAGAGCUGUUCUCUGUGACGUUGUGUCGCAGGUGUCAUGAUUAAAAGGAGCCCAGUUUCGUAGACCUCUGUGCUUUCUAUCAAAUCCCAAAACGUGUGGUAUUCAUCACCACUCAGGUUGAUAAGAUGCUCUUUAGCUCCGUUAGCAUCAACGUGCUCCUGCUGUGCCCCACUCCUCCUCUUUGCUUGAAGCAGUAGAAGCCAGGGUACCUUUAUUAAAUGGCCGGAAAUUUAGUCAUUUCUUGUUGAAAAAUAUAAUUUUGAUCCAGAUAUAUUCUUGGUUACUAAGGAUGUAUAUUGUUAGUAAAAAGUCAAAACAGACACUUUCAGAAACUAAGCCUACAUAGCACAACGAUCUAAAGUCUAAAGCUAAGCCACCAGCAGUAAUCUAUGACACAACCAGGAAAAUCAGUUCAAACUUUACUGUCUUACAUGACUUAAAUGAUAUUUUUUGUAAAGUCUGUUUCUUCUGUAACUAAAUGACCUCAGAUCUAGAUGAAGGUGUGUCCAGAUGAUAGACAGUCAUCCUCUUUGUUGUACUGUGUGUGUGUUUCUUCCUCAGUCCAGUAGAAAUGCCAUUGUCAAUGUCAUUUGUUUAUGUUUGUGUGAGUUUUCUAUUGGAUUUUCUAUCCAGUUAGUGUAAGGACCUUUGUUGUGAAGUGUGUAAGUGCAGGUUGGCACAGUUACAUUUUUCUAAAUUAAAAUGACAAUAUUUUUUACA
Molecule: messenger RNA, 7725 nt
Organism: Betta splendens (Siamese fighting fish)
Lineage: Eukaryota; Metazoa; Chordata; Actinopteri; Anabantiformes; Osphronemidae
Gene: impg2b
Product: interphotoreceptor matrix proteoglycan 2b
Exons: 21
Coding region: 158-6352 (2064 amino acids)
Biological process (GO): visual perception
Molecular function (GO): heparin binding; hyaluronic acid binding
Source: RefSeq, a predicted model, not a curated record